AUGGCUACUGUCACCCUCACAAGUACGGGCGUGAAGCCGCUCCAGACCAGGGACAUCGCGACUCGGCUGUUGAACGGCACCCUCCACUCUCAAUGGCCCGCUUUUGAACAGUUCGAGACUAUCGACGGUCUUUUGAAGUCGCAUGCCGCUCAGCCGGAUGAAGGGAAAUUCCCUUUGAUAUGUUAUCCAAUCCGCGCAGCCGCCGACUUUGAAGAGCACACAGCUGGCGAUAUUGAUCGAUAUACCGAUGUUGCUGUUCGCUUUUAUAUGCAACAGGGGCUCACUGCUGCUGACCCAAGUCUUGAUCAGGCACCUGUCAUUGCCACUCUUGUGGGAUCUAGCUUCGAGGCGGUUGUGACAUUCUUUGCAUUGAAUCGUCUCGGAUACGCAGUGCUUUUCUUGUCUACCCGCCUCACAGCUCCAGCGUAUGCACGCUUGAUGGACAUGGCAAACUGUAACUCGAUCAUCAAUACGCAACAGCACCAGCAAGUUGUCAACGAAAUUUGUGCUCUUCGUCCAGGCUGCAGUGCUUUCUCGAUCUUGCAAAGAGAGAACUGGUUCAAUCGCCCUGCCAGCGUUCCUCGCUACGAAAGACCCAAUGUGAAUUCAUCUAAAGAAGGGAAGAAGAUUGCGUGGAUCUUGCAUUCUUCCGGAAGUACCGGUUUCCCAAAGCCCAUCUUCCUGACCAACCUCCAAACACUCGCCAACUUCCGCAAGAGUUUUGGCCUGCGUCUCUUCACAAUUAGCCCGCUGUUCCACUCUCAUGCUCUGAUGGAGCUUGGAAGAGCCCUUUUUACCAGAGCUCCCGCUUAUCUCGGCAAUCACUCCUUGCCUGUGACAUAUCAGAAUCUCUUUGACGCCCUCCAGGUUGCCAAGCCGCAGCAAAUCAGUGCCGUGCCAUAUGUCAUCAAAUUACUCGCAGAAAAGCAAGAGGGUAUUCAAGCACUUGCAGCUCCCAAAUUGGUACUCUAUGGCGGCUCCAGCUGUCCCGAUGAUCUCGGUGAUCGUCUUGUGGCACAAGGUGUGAAUCUGGUCGGCAACUACGGAGCCACAGAGACAGGUCAAAUAAUGACCUCUUUCCGUCCUCCCGGCGACAAUGAGUGGCAGUACAUGCGGCUGCACCGUCCUGUUGCCGACCUCACUCUCAUGGACGAGAUAUCCCCCGGAGUCUUCGAGUGUGUGGCUUUAGACGGUCUACCCAGUAAGGGUCCUUCCAAUGCAAAGGCCCCUUACAGCGCGAAAAACCCGGAGAACAGUUUUCGGACAGCCGACCUCUUCACCAGACAUCCCGACCCAGCGAAGAGUAACUAUUACAAAUAUUUGAGUCGACUGGAUGAUCGAAUCACCCUAGUCAAUGGCGAGAAGGUACUCCCUAUUCCUAUUGAGGGCCGGGUGCGAGAAGAGCCGAUCGUUAGCGAUUGCGUCGUUUUCGGAUUCCAGCGUACUGUUCCUGGAGCUUUGAUCUUCCGCGCCCCAGGAAAGGUAGAGCACUUGAGCGAUGACGAUUUCCUGGAAGCUAUUCGGCCGGCUGUUGAAGCUGCAAAUGCUCGUGCCGAAACAUUCUCUCGCAUUCCCAAAGAGCUUAUCAUUAUCAAGGGUGCAGAUGUGAGUUAUGCCAGAACUGACAAGGGCACGUCUAUUCGAGCCCAAGUAUAUCAACAAUUUGAAGAAGAGAUCAAGCAGGCGUAUGCUAGAUUUGAAGGUAGCGGUCAGAAACGUGGCUCCCUCGUCCUCAAUGUCCCCGAGCUUGAAGACUGGCUCCUUACAAGGUUCAGUCAGGAUUUGGGUGUAUCACUGCCCAGUGCUGAUGCCGAUAUCUUCUCUGCUGGUGUUGACAGUUUACAAACAACCCAGAUCUGGAGAUGCAUCGUGCGCGACAUCGAUCUCGGGGAACUGGAAGAUCGCCUGUCUCAAAACAUCGUUUUCGAGAAAGGCACAGUCAGAGCCCUGGCAAGGCAUUUGUAUCAAAUGAGAAUAGGCGAGGAGUCAGAAAAGGAAGACGAAUUGGCCAUCAUGCAUGAGCUGAUCGAGAAAUACUCACACUUCACCCAACACUUUCCGACAACAACCCAGAGCCCUGAAACCGAAGUAGUGAUGGUCACCGGUGCGACAGGCAACUUGGGAGCCUUCAUUGUGGCCGAAUUCCUCAAGCGCCCAACCGUCUCCCAAGUGUGGGCACUUGUGCGUGCACCAGGACAAGCGGCAGCAGGGGCCCGUCUAUACAAAUCACUGGCAGAUCGUCAGAUCGUCCUCUCCAACGAGAUGGCAGCAAAGCUUCACGCCGUUCCCAGCGACUUGUCACAGUCCAAUCUCGGGCUCAGCAACCACGACCUCCAGCACUUGCUUUCCUCGUUGACAUGCGUCAUACACAGUGCAUGGGCCGUCAACUUCAACUUGGGCGUGCGAUCCUUUGAAGAGCAACAUAUUCGUGGCACAUACAAUCUCAUCAAUCUCUGCUUGCGCUCCCAUCUCCCGACCCCUGCCCGGUUCUUUUUCUGCUCUAGCGUGAGCGCUGCGAGCAAUACCCCCAAGCCAGCCUCGAUUCCCGAAUCCAUGGUAGAAAACCUAGAUCACGCCCAGAAAAUGGGCUACGGACGAUCGAAACUGGUCACCGAGCACAUUACUCGCAAUGCUAUGCGCCAGACUGGAAUGCAGGCACGCGUUCUGAGGAUCGGACAGCUGGGCGGUGAUACCAUCAGUGCACAGUGGAACGAGACGGAGGCUAUUGCCUUGAUGUUCCGGAGUGCAUUGACAACAGGUGCCCUGCCAGAGCUGAAUGAGCGACCGAGCUGGUUGCCUGUUGACCAAUGUGGUCUGGCGAUCUCGGACAUAGCUGUGAAUCCUGCUUCUGUCUCUUCCGAUCCGAACUUGGUAUACCACUUGGUGAACCCUCACGCUUUCAGCUGGAAGGAUGAUUUGCUUCCCUCUUUGAAGAAGGGAUCCGCAUUGCCUGAGUUCGAAGUCGUUUCACCGCAAGAAUGGCUUCGGAGACUAGCAAGCAGUGAUCAAGACCCAGAGAAGAAUCCCAGUAUCAAAUUGAUUGAUUUCUGGCAAGGCAAAUAUGCUACUGCAAGCCAGUCAGCUCAGGCCUCGACUUCUGAGGAGCAACCCAAAGAGAUAGGUCUUACCUUUGAGACUGGGGUCACAAUUCAGGACUGUCCCUCCUUGUCGGUGGUGAAAGAUCCAGUGAGCGUGGGCUUGGUACAGCGUUAUAUAGAGAGUUGGAUGAAGCGAUGGACUAGUACAUAA
Molecule: messenger RNA, 3249 nt
Organism: Penicillium brevicompactum
Lineage: Eukaryota; Fungi; Ascomycota; Eurotiomycetes; Eurotiales; Aspergillaceae
Exons: 2
Coding region: 1-3249 (1082 amino acids)
Source: RefSeq, a predicted model, not a curated record